AUGGCCUCCCAGUUGUACUUCUUGUUUGUCCUUUCACUUGUCCUAGUUCAUGCAACUGCUAGGAAUGUCCCUACUGGUGACAAUGACCAAAAACAGGUCAUUGUUGAUGGUAAGGUGGCUGAUGGUAAUGUUGGAAAAGGUGUUAAGGACAAGAAGUGUGUAAUUGGAGGGUUUGCAGCAGUUGGUGGGGUUGCUGGUGUUGGUGCGGUGAUACCCGUCGGAGGACUUGGCGGUCUUGGUGGUGCUGGUGGAGCUGGUGGCCUUGGUGGAGCUGGUGGCCUUGGUGGAGCUGGUGGCCUUGGUGGAGCUGGUGGACUUGGUGGAGCUGGUGGACUUGGUGGUGGUGGUGGACUUGGUGGACUUGGAGGUCUUGGUGGCGGCAUUGGUAAAGCUGGCGGUAUUGGAGUUGGUGGGAUUUUGCCUUGA
Messenger RNA from Impatiens glandulifera, 426 nucleotides. RefSeq names its product glycine-rich protein 23-like. The record is from RefSeq and is a predicted model, not a curated record. The coding region runs from base 1 to 426 and encodes 141 amino acids. The transcript has a single exon. NCBI's taxonomy places the organism in Eukaryota, Viridiplantae, Streptophyta, Magnoliopsida, Ericales, Balsaminaceae.